Menidia menidia (Atlantic silverside) is the source of this 3246-nucleotide messenger RNA. The record is from the annotation of a GenBank genome assembly. NCBI's taxonomy places the organism in Eukaryota, Metazoa, Chordata, Actinopteri, Atheriniformes, Atherinopsidae.
GACUAUAAAGCUGCCACUGUCUGUAUACAUGUUUUUUUUUCUUUAAAAAGUUAUGCAAAGCCCCAGUAGCAAAUAAGUAGGUGAGAUUGUAAGCUUAACUUUUAUGUAAAAGAGUUGACUUAGCAGAAUAUGUCAGUUUAUUCUGAUAUUCUUGUUUAGUUACUUCGAGGCAAGCAAAUUAAGAAAAGGUCUUCUCAAUCAGUGUUAAAUCACUUGUAAUGAAAGACGAGAUUCCAGAGAGCAGCUAAACGAAAACAAACGCACAGAAAGCAGCUCCAGUCCAGCACAGAACGGCCUAAAAAGGCCGUUUGGACCGUUUCAUCCCCGUUAGGGGCUGGACAGCCCGGACGGGCACUGGUGGACUUGUGAAAUCCUCCUGCAGCACUGCUGGACCGGGUCCAGCCUCUGUUUACGAGCGUAGCCCCGCCCGUCCAGACCGGCUCCGCCAAUGAGCUCAUCCCCGCCUCGGAUCCGUGCGCGCGAGGGCUCCGGUCCGCGCGCUCAUUGAGUCAGCGGGCAUGCGCAGACGGGUCCAGAGGAGGGCUGUGAGAUGUAGUCUUCAUAAGAUCUCUCCCCACGGGACCGCUCACACUCACCGCCGCCUAUAGAUCACAGGUAGCCUCCGGAGCCUUUCGCCGGUCUUCCUUCACAUUUUUCCAAGGAGAGCUGAAGCUCGAGAGACGGGAGUCACUGCGAACAACCCCCCCCACACACACACACCUACACCCCCCCUCCAUUGAUGACAGACCAUCUCGGACCUUGGAUGCGGAGACCAGCAACGAUGCGGCGUCUCUGCUGUUAACUCGUCGCAGGAGAGGGGGGAAAAAAACAACAGUUUUCCUGUUUUAUUUUUGCAUAAAGGAAAAACGACGCAACUCGCAAUGAAGCUAAAACCGAACCAAACCAGGACGUACGACGGGGAAGGGUUUAAGAAAAGAGCAGCGUGCCUGUGCUUCAAGAACGAACGGGAGGAAGAGGUUCUGCUGGUCAGCAGCAGUCGGCACCCGGACCAGUGGAUCGUUCCCGGAGGAGGGAUGGAACCGGAGGAGGAGCCCUGUGGAGCUGCCGUGCGGGAGGUUUUCGAGGAGGCCGGUGUGAAGGGCAAGCUGGGGCGUCUGCUCGGCGUAUUUGAACAAAACCAGGAUCGGAAGCAUCGGACGUACGUGUACGUGUUGACUGUGACUGAGACGCUGGAGGCCUGGGAGGACUCGGUUAACAUAGGCCGUAAGCGGGAGUGGUUCACCGUGGACGAGGCCAUCAGAGUGCUGCAGAGCCACAAGCCCGUGCACGCCGAGUACCUGCGGAGGCUCCAGAUCAGCUGCUCUCCCACCAAUGGGAACUCCAUUCUCCCCGGCCCGCCGCCAAACGACAACUACCCCCACUACAGCGCCACCAACACCACCUCCUCGACGGGCGGCGUCCUGGGCUCCUCCUGCAGAUAGGACUGCCCCCCCGGCCCCCAGCGCUGUCCAGCCGGGACAGUUUCCUGGCAGUGUACAGUCUCGUGCAUGAAUCCGAUGACUUGUAUUUAUAAUCUCUAACCAUAGCUGCAAGACUGACCAAAGCCAUUGCCAGAAACGUGGUAAAGACUGAGCUGGAGGAGCUUUUACUGGGGUGACAUCUGGUCGUGGCUGAGUCGUGAACACUUUUCUUUUGCUGGCGAACAGCAGACCGGCACAGACACGGUCUGGGAGGAGGAAGCUGCCGGCUCUGCUGCCACGUGUGGCCCCUCGGGGGAAGGAAUGCCUUACAGAAACUUCGUAUGAAUGUUUUAUCCGGGUUCUGUUUUUUUUCUCCACGUCUGAGCAGGGCCGUACAGCUGUCCCCAAAGCACACCGCUGUGCAGAAUGUUUCCAAAUGGAACACGGUCAUCUUCCCGAGAUGAUAACAGAAAAUAUAUUAUGUAUUGAAAAUAUUUUAAAACCUUGAUUGUUCCAUUUUUAAGUAAAAUUUCAUUUUUUUUACACCAUAUUCAAGUGAGUUAACAGUUUGAUUAGAAUGUUUCCUUUCAACCUUAAAAUGACUAAAUUAAUGGUAUUAAAUAUCAGUGUGCUGGUUUAUUUUAAACAUGCAAUAUUUAACUAAAUGACCCUGUAAUAAGAGUUAUUAAUAACUUUCUACCUCAGUGAACUAAAAACUGGACAAACGACACAGCUCCGCUGUUCAUACCGAAGCUUUUGUCGGUGGAGAUAAAUGUCAGCUAACUUUAUUUCACCCCAAGAGAUAUUUACACACAAUCUUUUUUUAAAGCGAACCCUUUUAAAGUAUUCACUCCUGCAAAUGACAUAAAUGCCAUUGGUCUGAUGCGGCAGAGCUCGACUGUCUUUUUCUCGCGAAAGGUGUUCCGUGGAAUUACCUUUUAAAUGAAAAUGAAAGUGGUUGUCUCAUCUGUCAUCAAGUUGCAGUAUUUCCUGGUGCUUGAAGGCAGACUAUUAAAAAUGUCCACUAAUUACAAAGAAAACAAGCUGACACUACCCUGAAUCUUGGACUUUUUGCAAAUUAUGGCUCAAUUAUUAUAUUUUGUGAUUAAAAACAAUGGGGAAAAAUAUAAAUUAGUUUUUUGGUGGACACAUUGAUUUAGUGUUCCAGCUCAAGGUUUGUCAAGUUGUCGAUCGGACAAUAAAGUGGUUAUUAUAUCUUUUUUUAAACCUCCAUCCCCAAACAAUAUUUUAAAUAUUUUUUAUUAAUUAAACCUUUUUUUUUCAUGCUCAUCCUAACUUCAAUGAGAUGUCUCGCUUGCUUCGACAGCUGAAUGACAACCAGUUGACCACACAGAGAUUUGUAAAUAGCUUUGAGGAGGUUUUUAACCUGGAAGAACCUGUACAUUUUCUCUUGAUAUUUUCUAUAUUUUUUAACAAUGUAAAAACAGCAGAAAAGGACAAACUCCACUGAGCAUGUACGAUGUAGAAUGUUUGUAUAUAGACUAUGUGCAACGGGGGCAGGAUGGGAAAUUUUGAGUAGAGAUUAUGGAGAAAACGCAUCUGAAAACCAAGAAAUCCACUUUGUUCCUACACGAACAAGAGCUGCAUCGCAGAAUGAGAUGUCUUAUUAAAUGUCGUCUUAUCAAAAUGCCUGACAGCACAGAAUGAAACUAAGUUAGUUUGUACCUUAAACAAAUGGUUGUUUUUAGGGAAAAUACUAAAAAUGGACAGCUUAUUCUUUCUGUAUGCCACCCAGGCGCCUAUUACAAUGUGGAGAUAUGAAUAAGUUUGUUUUUUAUACAUAUGUGUGUAUAUAUAUAUAUAU